Molecule: messenger RNA, 330 nt
Organism: Ilex paraguariensis (yerba mate)
Lineage: Eukaryota; Viridiplantae; Streptophyta; Magnoliopsida; Aquifoliales; Aquifoliaceae
Source: the annotation of a GenBank genome assembly
AUGGAGUCCGAGACCUCCAACGGCGUCGUGAUCGAGAACGGUGAAGACGCAUAUUCGCACAAGACCAAGCAAAACUAUAUGGAAGAACAAGAUGUGACACUCUACAGCGUUUUCAACAGUUUCAUAUCAUCGGCUUUCUUUCCCAAUCCGGACUCAAGCUAUGCAUCCAUGCCUUUUGUGCAGCGAAUCAAAGCUGCACUCUCCGUGAAUGUUCCUUUGCUUCGCGAGGCUUCACGGAACACCGGACAUAAUGUUCUUCUGUGGACUCGCCGUGGCAGUCCUCUCCGAGCCCUCCUUGUUGUAUCUGGUGUUAUAGGCAGAAAACAGUAA